Molecule: messenger RNA, 3501 nt
Organism: Poeciliopsis prolifica (blackstripe livebearer)
Lineage: Eukaryota; Metazoa; Chordata; Actinopteri; Cyprinodontiformes; Poeciliidae
Exons: 5
Coding region: 512-2227 (571 amino acids)
Biological process (GO): regulation of transcription by RNA polymerase II
Cellular component (GO): nucleus
Molecular function (GO): DNA-binding transcription factor activity, RNA polymerase II-specific; RNA polymerase II transcription regulatory region sequence-specific DNA binding
Source: RefSeq, a predicted model, not a curated record
UGCUGUUUUGAAUGACACACCGGAAGUGCCCCUGAUUACUACAAAAACUUCGCUCGAACGAACCAUUGCAGUCAUGCCAGUGCUGUGGUUCUGGACCACGCGGUCAGAACGGACCUGUAUCGUUUCCAUAGUGUGACUAUAGCCAACUCUGCCCAUACAGAAGUCCCUCGGGUUGUGAAAGAGAGCAGCUGUGUGCUAGUUUAGGCUUCAGCUACGUGGAAGAUAUUAAACUUUGGCAACUACUGGAAACGUGAGUGAAUGAAGGAAACAAGCUAGAAGCGAGUUAAAACUUCAGCAAAGAUCUAAGAGAAGGGUCACCCUUAAGUGAACAAGCCGGAUUAGAAACAAGAAAGCUGGGGCAGACCACAAAAAACCAGACAAAACUACUCCAGAAGAUUAAAUCAGAAGAAAUGUUGCCUGUUCAGCCCUUUCAUUCUGAUAUGAAAUCAAAUGCAAUGUCGACCCCGACUCACUAGGGUCGAGCUAUAAUUACUAGAGGUCCAACGGCAUCAUGAAGACCAAGGAGCACAGUCGACAGGUCAAGGAGAAGGUCGUGGAGAAGUUUAAAGCAGGAUUAGGUUAUAAGACAAUUUCCAAAUCUUUGAAGAUCUCUCAUAGCUCUGUUGAAGCCAUCAUCCAAACAUGGAAAGAGUACGGCACAACUGCGAGCCUUUCAGGACGUGGCCGUCCACCUAAACAAAGAAUCCAGUCACAGAGAGUACUGUUUGCAGAGGCACUGAAGAGGCCUGUGGUAAUCCUGGAGAAGUUGCCGAGAUCCACAGCUCAGCAGGGCAGAGCGAUGGAAGGGGUAGACUGGAACUCCUCCAGGUCACAGGGCUCCUUCAGAGCGGACACCCUGUCUAGGCUGGCCAGCUUCAUUGCACGCACCGAUGCCAAGCAACACUCUGCAAACCAUCCGCCCCCCCGCCUUCCUCUGUAUGGCUGUCAGGAAUGUGGAAAAGGCUUUCCUUAUCCCAAAGAUGUGCUGCAGCACCAGGAGAUGGACGGCGUGCUGCCAAAGCCCCACCGCUGUACGCAGUGUGGCCAACAGUUCUCCCUCAGGUCGUCCCUACAGCUGCACCGCUGCAACCUGGAGGCUCACGGCUGCAGCGUGCCAUGUGCUGCUCUGCUGUCGCACCCUGGCAGGCUGCAGGAGACGCCGCUGCACCUCCAGCCCCACCUGUUAGACAGCAGCCCGUACGCCUGCGCCCCCUGUGGGAGGGGCUUCAGCCAGAAGCAGGCACUGCUGCACCACCAGCAAGCUGGCUGCAGCGAGUCUCCGUCCAACACUGCCGACGCCCGCAGCCUCCCAGAUGACUCUCCACCCGUUUCUGAGGGCGACUCUGCCCACUCUGAUUUCUCGGACACGCCGGGACCCAGCGGAGGCGCUGUCAGCGCAUGCCGGUUCUGUUCCAGGACUUUCUGCUCAGACACUGCGUUGCGGCGGCAUUUUCAGGAUAGCCACGCAGAGAAGACGCCCAACACCAAAGUGACGAGUGAAGAAGAGGAGGAGAGGACUGCAGUGGUGACCCUGAAAGCCAAGAGGAAGCUCCUGAGCUGCCGCUCGUGCGACAUGGUCUUCAGGAGCACAUCACAGUUGUACAUGCAUCGCAAAGAGAAGCACCGCAGAGAGAAGCUCACCAGGAUGGAGGCCAGGCCCGUCAUCAAGAAGAGCCGGAAGCCCGGCAUGUAUCCGUGUCAAAUCUGCAGCAAAGUCUUCGGUCACCAUCUGACUUUCAGGGCACACUGCAGGCAGCACAAAGCAGCUGACUCCGCCCCCAUUGCCAUCAACGAUGACGGCAACUCCACAGACUGCAACGUCCCAGACUCCCAUUCCCUCACUAAUGGCCCAGCAGCUGGACUUGGUCCACUCGGGAAGCAACGCAGCAUCUCUCCCACUGUGGACGAUUCGGGAGGGGAGUCCGAGCGAGAGGACAGCGAGUUCCCCUGUCCCUCCUGUCCAGAGGUUUUCUCCACCCAGCAGCAGCUAAAGGAGCACAUAGAACUGCACCAGGCAUCUGUGAGACAGCGCCAGUGCAGCGUUUGUGCGUGUGAGAUGGACGGGUCCAAAGGGCCGUCCUCCAGGAAGCAGAGGCUGUACCACUGCAUUCCCUGCCAGCAGGGCUUCUCCGCUUUGGACUCGUUUCUAGAACACUGCCAGGAGCACCUCCGGGUUCGGGUGGAGGUGGAGGAGCAGCGCCUCUCCCUGCAGCCCACUAAAGCCUGACCUCCAGCUGCAGCUUCCUUAUGCGCCAAACGGACAGCAGCGGCUGGACCCGAGUGUUGGUUCUGCUCCCUGAGUUGGAUUGUGGUGCGUUCAGGUGCUGAACAUGUCUGCUUGGUGUAGGAGAGCUGAAAAUGCUAAAAUGUGUGAAAGUAACUAUUUGACUAAUGAAGUUGAUGACUGAAUGUUAUUCUGUAGCAACAUAUCAGGGUCUAAAGGAAAUCCAUGUAAGCUUUUGAGCACAGAUUACCUUUCAGGUGUUCUGAUCUCUGGAUUCUGAUUGGUUUAAAUGACACCCAACAGUUUAAACAGAGCUGCAGAUGACAGGACCAAGCAUGGCCACUGAAACGGUUGGGAGCAAAUAUGAAAUGGCAAUCAGAACAGCAUUACCAGAGAUGGUUAUCAGCUCGUGAACCACAGCAGCUUUUUACUGAUGGGUUUAAAUCUCUACACACUACAGUUUACGUUAGUUAAGUGGAUUUUUAUUGUUAGUCAAAGCUCCAGUUUGCCUUAAAAAGUGAAUAAAUGCUUUAAUCAGAUCAUCCUUUCCCCCCUGAUUGAAUCACAACAGAAGGAUCCUGCUGGAUCUCUGUACGUGUUCUCGGCUGGCUUCAAUUUUUUUUGGCACAUUUUUGAAGGACUCUUGAAAAAUGCUCUGCUGCAAUGUGUGCUAUUAUGCUGAUGAAGCAUACUUAUACUUCUGAAGACACAUAGUACAACUUGAUUUGAAUUCUUGCGUUUGUUUGAAUUCUUGCGUUUGUUUGGGUCCUGUGCCAAGUAUUUCCUUCUGCCCCGUCCCUCCCUGAGUAGAAAAAACUGGUACAAGAUACUUCAAUUUGAACAAAAAUUGAACCUUUCAUUUACUUUCUGAAGUAACAGUAAAUCUCUGGGCUGAUGCUGUGUCCAGCUUCUGUGGAGGUUUUGGUUCAGCUGAGCUGUUCCAAGCAUCUUUCAUUGAAAUACUUGUUCUCUGUAGUUCACAUUCAGUUUGAAACAGUUGGCUUGAACGUCUCACCUAUGCAAAUGUGGAUUAACAGCGGUUGAGAAACAACUGGCUAUUUUUUUGUUUUUGUUUAGAUACUGUCUUUAAGGUGCUACUGUGAAAUAUAAAUGUUUAUUUUAUAACUUUUUUCUUUAAUAAAUUGGUUCAUAUUGCUUUAUAGAUGACAGAAUAAAACUAUACAGCUGAAAUAUUUGUGUUUUUUCUCAUUGUGAGACUGGUGUUAAGAUUUGAUGGUGGAUUAUUCUGCCUUAACAUGACUGGCCUCCUGUGUGUG